GAGUUUGUGGUGUGGUCCUUUCAGGAAAGACAGCUUUAGUUGCGAACUCCAGAACCCAAAACCGAGAGACACAGAGAGAGAGAGAGAGAGAGAGCAACAAUUUUGCCAUUAAUGGCGGUGUUGGUUGGGUUGCUUUCUCUUAGUGAGUGAUAGUCUUUCUCUUAAUGGAGUCCUGUUCUUCUCUGAGAAGCUUUAGCGCAACUCUAAAGCCUCCACUGAUAAAGAAUGCAAGAGUAUUUGCUAUCACUCACAGCAGUUGGAGGAGGAAAAGAGCUGCUUUUCAAGUUUCUGCAAUUUCGUUCCAGAAAUACAUCCACUUCGCUGUAAAUGAAACAAAGAGCCAAACCCAGUUGGUCCCUUCUCCUUUACAGGAAAAAUUUAAUUCAAUGAAUUCCAUAGAUGGUAAAUCAGAGCUUCAAAUGUUAUCAUUCCAAGCUCCCAAGAUUAGACUUCUGCGAAGUUUGUGCAUUGAGACUGAAGCAAUGCAGGUGUUAGAUUUUACUGUCUUUCCAGAACCAGAAUUUGAUGUACCCAUAUUUUGUGCCAACUUUUUUGCCACCACCAGCAUAAACAUAGUGGUCUUGGACCUUAACCCUUUGCAUGAUGUCAUCAGUCAAAGAGAUUAUAAGGAAAGAUACUAUAAAAGUUUGAUGCCUCUUGGCCUAAAGUAUGCUGAGCUUUUACCGUGGGGAGGAAAGCUUACGAGCGAGUCCCUAAAAUUUUUCUCACCAAUUGUGAUAUGGACUAGAUUUACUCCAAGCGAACUCAAAAAUGAUGUUUUAUAUUCUGCAUUCACGGAUUAUUACAAGGCGUGGCUUAAGCUGAUAAAACACGCAGUAGCAGAGACAGAUGUGUCCCAAAUUAUGAGCAAUCGUGAAGCACAACAUAGAUAUCUAACAUGGAGAGCAGAGAAGGAUCCAGGCCAUGGAGUUCUGAAAAAGUUGAUAGGGGAGACAAUGGCAAAGGAGUUGCUGAGGAGCUUCCUCUUUAAUGGAAUUGAUGAGCUAGGAUGCAAAACAUUCCUGGAUUACUUUCCAGAGUACCGCUGUGAGGAUGGGACAAUCAAUGAGAAGCGUAGCAUUGUGGGGAAAUCUUUUGAAAAUCGCCCUUGGGAUACAAAGGGGGAAUUCAUUGAUAUAAAUUCUUGAUGAUAUGUUUGUUUUCCCAUCUGUUCCUUCCAUUUUUGCUCUUUGGUAACAUUUUUCUUGUUGGAUUUGUACUAAAGAUCUUGUAUAUUUUGCUGUAUUAUAGAUGUGUAUUUUUAAUACC
This is a messenger RNA of Corylus avellana, 1269 nucleotides long. Its product is annotated as phytochromobilin:ferredoxin oxidoreductase, chloroplastic. Gene Ontology annotation, molecular function: cobalt ion binding; phytochromobilin:ferredoxin oxidoreductase activity. Gene Ontology annotation, biological process: phytochromobilin biosynthetic process. NCBI's taxonomy places the organism in Eukaryota, Viridiplantae, Streptophyta, Magnoliopsida, Fagales, Betulaceae. The record is from RefSeq and is a predicted model, not a curated record.